AUGGUCGACGAGUGUGGCGUUGUUGAUGUAGAGUGGGUGAAAGACUUGUAUAGGAAAAAGAAUUCCUGGGCGACCGCCUACAUACGAGGGAGGUUCUUUGCCGGUAUAAGAACCACGUCUCGUUGUGAGUCGUUACAUGCUAAGCUUGGGAGGUUUGUUGAGAGUAGGUAUAGAGUAUUGGAGUUUGUCACUAACUUUCAAAGAUGUAUAGAUUUUCUUCAUGAUAACGAGGAUGAGCUCGAAUUUAGGUCAUGCUAUGGUACUCCCGUGUUGCAAACAGAGUUUGUGGAGCUGAAAAAAUCCGGAUGGAGUAAAUUCACACAAGAGAUGUUUUGGAGAUUUCGCGAGUCCCUCAGACGAUGUGUUCGGGUUAGGAUAUUUGAAAGCAAGGUUACAGAUCAGUGCCACAUUUACAGGAUUGAAAAGUACCGGCGACCGGAUAUGAGGUGGAUUGUUGUGUGGGAACCUGUCACAAAUAAUUUCAGGUGCACAUGCAUGCGGAUGGAGUCCUUCGGGCUACCAUGUGUGCAUAUCCUUGCUGUAUGUGUUAAGUUGGAUUUAUGUGCACUGCCCGAUAGCCUUGUGUUGCGCAGGUGGGCUAAAACAGCAAAGUUAACGAUUGGAUCAGGUGAAGAAACAACGGAUCACGCAGCAACUUAUAGAAGCAGGUUGGGUGCCUUUUCUCAGAUAUGCAAGAGGUUGAGACCCGCUGAACCUAUGGUGACAAGCGGGUUAGUCCGUCAAGGGAUAAAGGACCCGGUCCGUGUUAGAACAAAGGGCACCGGACGAUGUUCCCAGGCUGCUCCGUCAGUUGGGAAGAAGCGACGAAAGUGUAGCACAUGUGGCCGACUUGGACAUCGAAGGACGCGAUGUCCCAAUGCACCGAGCCAGGCUUCCUUACGGCCAAGAGACGACUUUGUGCUUAAUAGGAUGACUCAAGAAGUUCAGGGUGGCGAAAAAGCAGUUCGGACCAAGAAGCGGAAGAUUGGUUGUGAUCCUUCUAUUGUCCACCAACGGAUUUUCUCCGACUCUACCACAUGUAUUGGUGAAUGUAGUUAG
Arachis ipaensis is the source of this 1059-nucleotide messenger RNA. Lineage: Eukaryota; Viridiplantae; Streptophyta; Magnoliopsida; Fabales; Fabaceae. The record is from RefSeq and is a predicted model, not a curated record.